This is a messenger RNA of Microthlaspi erraticum, 282 nucleotides long. The record is from the annotation of a GenBank genome assembly. Lineage: Eukaryota; Viridiplantae; Streptophyta; Magnoliopsida; Brassicales; Brassicaceae.
AUGGUCGACAAGUUAUGUGGAUCAUAUGAGGCUGCAACAAGAGGGGAAGCAAGUGGUCAUAACGAGGAUGAUGUCCUUAAAGUGGCAUAUAAUAUGUUCUUCAACGACUACAAGAACAAAUUCAAUCUUGAACACGCAUGGAGGGAGCUGCGCUUUGACCAGAAAUGGUUAUCGCUUGCCUCAUCAAAAACUGAUGGACCGAGUAAAAGAAGAAAGUUUGAUGAUGGUUCCCAACCAGAAACUUUUCACGGCUUCACCAAUGUUGAUGAACAAGCCACAUAA